AUGGAGCCGCUUCGCCCAGCUAACUUGCCCCCGCUGUCUGUGGGGACCACUGCAGGUUCAGCACGGCCGAGCGAGGAAGCCGGAAGGCGGCCGAGCAAGCCGGCAGCUGGCCCGGAGGCGGAGGCGAUCGCGACCGCUCCGCCGGGGCCAAGCGAGCUGAAGGUACCGGAGACUGGUCCAACUGGUCCAGGCGACAGCGCGCCGUCUCCGUUCGAGUGCACGUUUGGUACACAUGGUGUCACCCAGCUCAGUCCUUGUCCGGGCAAGAAGUCCCUUGCCGACAUGGAGGAGACGCUGCGAACUGGCCAUUUCACUGUGAUCAAAGGUCCAUCCAGUGGCCGGCGUUGGAUCCGUGGAGAAUCCAUCGGUCGUGGCUCUUUAGGCACCGUGUACCAAGCGAUGGACCAGCAAACCGGCGAGCUCCUCGCGGUAAAGGAGGUGGUCAUCAACGCUUCCGAUUCCGCUGACAUGAAAUUCAAGGACCAGCUCGAGAACGAGAUCCAAAUCGUCAAGGAGCUGAAACAUCCCCGAAUAGUCGCUUACCUCGGCCAUGAUUAUAUGGGUGACUCCCUGUUCAUCUACUUGGAGUUCAUGGCAGGUGGCUCCUUGGCGCAAGCUCUGCGGCAGUUCGGCUGCUUCGAAGAAUCCUUGCUGCUGGCUUACACGAGGGAGAUGUUGGAAGGGUUGGAAUAUCUGCACACCAGGGAGACUCCUGUCGUGCAUCGCGACAUCAAAGGCGCCAAUGUUCUCGUCGAUUUGGACUGCCACGCCAAGCUGAGCGAUUUCGGUUGCUCGAAGCGUGACAAUGACACGAUGUCGCACACCAUGCGGGGUUCCAUUCCCUGGAUGGCGCCCGAGGUCAUAAAGAACACCGGCUACGGACGGAAGGCUGACAUUUGGAGCUUUGGGUGCGUUGUGAUUGAGAUGGCCACGGCUAAGAGUCCCUGGGGCUCUUUCGACAAUCCGAUGGCCGCCAUGUGCAAAAUCGCAAUGUCGGACGCCACGCCUCCCAUCCCAGAAGGAGUGUCGCCUGCAUGCCAGGACUUCAUCCGUCUCUGCACACGCAGAGAUCCAGCCGACAGGCCAGAUGCCACCCGGCUCCUGGCGCACGACAUCUUGAAAAACGUCAUUGUCGAAGACGACUGA
Molecule: messenger RNA, 1146 nt
Organism: Symbiodinium sp. CCMP2456
Lineage: Eukaryota; Dinophyceae; Suessiales; Symbiodiniaceae
Source: the annotation of a GenBank genome assembly